AUGACGAGUAUAAUUGGUAAUUUACUGCACAGCUACAACAACAAAACGCCGAGCCAAUACAAGCUAUUGGAUUCCUUCUUACUCGUGUUAUGCCUUUCCGCUGUCUUGGAAUUCGUCUAUGCGCUGUGUAUCGAUAACACACCGUACAACGCCUUCUUGGGAAGCUUCAUUUCAAAGGUUGGACAGUUCAUCCUCACCGUGAACCUCAGAAUCCAAUCAAAUCCAUCCAACGCACAUCAUUUCACUCAAAUAUCCCCAGAGAGAUCAUUCGCUGACUUUGUCUUUGCCUCGCUUCUCCUCCACUUUUGCGCUAUUUCUUUCCUCGGUUGA
Wallemia ichthyophaga EXF-994 is the source of this 330-nucleotide messenger RNA. RefSeq names its product Dolichyl-diphosphooligosaccharide--protein glycosyltransferase subunit DAD1. Gene Ontology annotation, cellular component: oligosaccharyltransferase complex; membrane. Gene Ontology annotation, biological process: protein N-linked glycosylation. The transcript has 3 exons. The record is from RefSeq and is a predicted model, not a curated record. NCBI's taxonomy places the organism in Eukaryota, Fungi, Basidiomycota, Wallemiomycetes, Wallemiales, Wallemiaceae. The coding region runs from base 1 to 330 and encodes 109 amino acids.